Messenger RNA from Penicillium chermesinum, 2274 nucleotides. Its product is annotated as DEAH-box ATP-dependent RNA helicase PRP43. The record is from RefSeq and is a predicted model, not a curated record. NCBI's taxonomy places the organism in Eukaryota, Fungi, Ascomycota, Eurotiomycetes, Eurotiales, Aspergillaceae. Bases 1 to 2274 code for a protein of 757 amino acids. The transcript is spliced from 3 exons. Gene Ontology annotation, cellular component: spliceosomal complex; intracellular anatomical structure. Gene Ontology annotation, molecular function: RNA binding; ATP binding; RNA helicase activity.
AUGGCUGAUCGUCGUUCAGAUUCCGAGGACGGUGCUCGGGCAAAGCGCCAAAAGAUGGAUGUCGUCGACCCCAAGGACAAUCCUUACUUGGCUCACAUGUACGAGGGCCCAACAGAUUCCGAUAAGAGUUCUCCCUUGGCCAAGCUGAAGCGCCACCAGACCACAGCGGCCCUCGCCAAGCAAGCGGAGGAUGGCGAUAUCAACCCUUUCAGCGGGAAGCCUUUCUCCAGCAAGUACUUCUCGAUCUUGAAGGGCCGCCGCGACUUGCCUGUGCAUGCUCAACGUGAUGAGUUUUUAAAGCUCUACCAGCAAUCGCAAAUCCUGGUCUUUGUCGGUGAAACCGGUUCCGGUAAAACGACUCAGAUCCCCCAGUUUGUCCUAUACGAUGAUCUCCCCCAGAGCCAGCGCAAAAUGGUUGCUUGUACACAGCCUCGACGUGUGGCCGCCAUGUCCGUCGCCGAGCGCGUCGCAGCGGAAAUGGAUGUGAAGCUCGGCGAGGAAGUUGGAUACUCAAUUCGUUUUGAAGACAAGACUAGCUCAAAGACGUGUCUCAAAUACAUGACUGACGGUAUGCUGCUGCGUGAGGCCAUGAAUGAUCAUAAUCUUGCUCGGUACAGUACCCUCAUUCUGGACGAGGCUCACGAAAGAACCAUGGCAACCGAUAUUCUCAUGGGCCUGUUGAAGGAGGUGGUGGCACGCCGCCCAGACUUGAAGGUCAUUAUCAUGUCGGCCACUCUAGAUGCGGAAAAAUUCCAGCGUUAUUUCAACGAUGCGCCUCUUCUGGCUGUCCCUGGUCGGACCCACCGUGUCGAUAUUUUCUACACCCCCGAACCAGAGCAAGACUACGUGGAGGCUGCGAUUCGAACUGUUUUGCAAAUCCAUGCCACUGAAGAUGAAGGAGAUAUCCUUGUUUUCUUGACUGGAGAAGAGGAGAUCGAGGAUGCUUGUCGCAAGAUCCAAAUGGAGGGCGACGAGAUGAUUCGAGAGGCAGACGCUGGUCCGCUUAAGGUCUACCCACUCUACGGCAGUCUGCCUCCCCAUAUGCAACAGCGCAUCUUCGAGCCUGCCCCGCCUCCGGCUCGGCCUAAUGCUCGACCUGGCCGUAAAGUCAUCAUUUCCACCAAUAUUGCGGAAACCUCUUUGACCAUCGACGGUAUUGUGUACGUGGUCGACCCAGGAUUCUCCAAGCAAAAGAUCUAUAACCCUCGCAUCCGUGUCGAGUCUCUUCUCGUCUCCCCCAUCUCCAAGGCAUCUGCACAACAGCGUGCUGGUCGUGCUGGCCGUACACGUCCGGGAAAGUGCUUCCGCCUUUACACCGAAGAAGCCUUUAAGAAGGAGCUGAUCGAGCAAACCUAUCCCGAAAUCCUUCGUUCGAACUUGGCAUCGACUGUCCUUGAGCUCAAGAAGCUAGGCAUCGAUGAUCUUGUUCACUUCGAUCUAAUGGACCCACCUGCCCCCGAGACCCUUAUGCGUGCUCUGGAGGAGCUCAACUAUCUUUCCUGUUUGGAUGAUGAUGGAAACCUCACCCAUCUCGGCCGACUUGCUUCCGAGUUCCCCCUCGACCCAGCACUUGCGGUCAUGCUGAUCAGUUCUCCCGAGUUCUACUGCUCUAACGAGAUCCUGUCUAUCGUUUCCCUGCUUUCUGUGCCCAACGUGUUCGUUCGCCCUGCCUCCCAGCGCAAGCGCGCCGAUGAAAUGAAGAACCUCUUCGCUCAUCCUGAUGGUGAUCAUCUAAGCAUGUUGAACGUUUACCAUGCGUUCAAGAGUCCUGUAGCUCAGGAGAAUCCUAGACAGUGGUGCCACGAUCACUUCCUCUCCCUGCGUUCUCUCCAGUCCGCCGAUAACGUACGCAUGCAACUUCUCCGGAUCAUGGAGCGGGAGGAGUUAGACAUGGUGUCGACUCCAUUUGACGAUAAGAAGUACUAUGAGAAUAUCCGCCGGGCUCUUUGUGCUGGGUUUUUCAUGCAGGUCGCAAAGAAGGAAGCGCAGGGCAAGAGUGUCUACUCCACUAUCAAGGACAACCAGAACGUUCUUCUGCACCCCUCGACUGUGCUAGCUCAUGACGCAGAGUGGGUUCUCUAUCAUGAAUUUGUCCUGACCACCAAGAACUACAUCCGCACUGUCACCGCUAUCAAGCCCGAGUGGCUCUUGGAAAUUGCGCCCACCUACUACGAUAUCAACAGCUUCCCUAAGGGCGACAUCAAGUCCGCUCUGAUGCGCGCUGCCGACCGUCUUUCUCGAAAGGAGAAAUUGCGUUCUGAGAAGCGCAAAUAA